Molecule: messenger RNA, 2295 nt
Organism: Cyprinus carpio (common carp)
Lineage: Eukaryota; Metazoa; Chordata; Actinopteri; Cypriniformes; Cyprinidae
Molecular function (GO): sequence-specific DNA binding
Source: RefSeq, a predicted model, not a curated record
UAAUUAACAUCACAAUGCAAAAUCUUCUUAAAACUGGUCCAAAACAGGAUUACCAGGAAUUAUAUUAGGAUUUGGGUUUUAUUAUUGUUAUUUCCCGCCUCUCCAUGCACUAUCCAGAUGGUGGCAGAAAUGCACCUAAGGUUUGCAGACGCCAUUUAAACCUUAGAAGAAGAAUAACAACUGCAUUAGUUGUUUAAAUAGAUGUGACGAUUGCAAAAAUGGCAAAGAGGUGUGUUUUCGGCUGUUUGCCCAACAAAACCCUUUUCAGUAUCCCACGACUGCCUUGGCUACGGUCCCGCUGGCUUGAGUUUUUGCAUUUUGAAGAGGAAGGGUUAACGGUAAACUCGCGGCUGUGUUCGAGGCAUUUCACGCCAGAGUGUUUCCAGAAUUUAACCCAGCACCAAAUGGGCUUCGCCAAAGUCUUGUAUCUGAAGAAUAGCGCUGUUCCGUCGGUGUACACGGUCGGUGCAUCACAAAGUAUGAAGCCUCUGACACGGGAUGUGGGCUGCCAGUGUACCGCUCAAACUCCAAAGAAGAGCAUCUCGGUUCAAGCCUCAUUCCCAAUCCCUAAACCGAAGCGACGUAGUAAAGCUGUUCAAGUGAACUCUUCAGGGCAUCCUGUCAUCGCGUCCUCGGAGUAUGUUUGCGCCCAUCUGGAAACACCGGAGCGCACUUCAACUCCAAUAAAACGCCCGCGAAUGGAAGAAAGCGUAGAUGAAUUCAACGACAGAUCCUCGAUGACCCUGACAGACCCAGAGGAUAUCACACAUGAGCCUGAAAUCACAGAAGACGAUGAAAGACAUUGUGCCAAACAUGGAAGUCACACAGUGAUGAAUAUGAGUGACAGGACGGUGUUGGACAUUAAAUUAGAAAACUGAUGCUCUUGGGAAAGAGCGGAUGUGGAGAGAUUCCAUACUGGACAAAAAGCACCAUAAACCUCAUCUUCUGGUGCACAUGCUUCAAGAUGAGAAGAAGCUGUUACAAAGUCCAUUGAAUUGCCAGUCACGUGAAAGAUGUUCACCAUCACAACAAUGAUAUAUUCCCUGACUGCAUCCACACACAUCUAGAGGAGAAAAUGUGGCCCAAACCAGGUAUAAGGCCUUUUGGAGUUCAAAAGUAAAUGCUACUGUUGGCACGCUGCUGAGGCUGCUUUCAGAGGAGGCCUUCUUCAAGCCUGGACCAGUCCAGGAACAUCUAAGUGAAGGUCCCAGGCCACCUGUGUGAUGAUCAUUAGUAGGUGUGCAGCGGAGCCAGUAUCUGUUCCUGGAACAAUCACUAAAUUAUUUGUGUCUGUAUUCGGAUAAAACCGGAAGUAUGCGGGGCUUGAACCAGAAGUUUGUACAGUUACUUGAGAAGACUGUUAUGUUUAUGGUUUUACAGCCUUGUUCAUAGUUAUCACUGAACAAAUUUGCAGUAUUUAACUGUAAUAAUAAUUUUUUUAUGAUUAUAACAUUUAUUUAAAUGUCUUCUAACAGUCAGAGCCAUAGACUGUAAAAAAUAUGGACAAAGCACCUUCACUCUCUUCUUGUCAGUUGUUGCUUAUUUGUGAAUGUGCAAACCAAUAUGGAAAUGUGCCUUUUAAAUGUUUGUGUAGGCUGUGUGUUUAAAGAAAAGUGAGGGUGUGGACAUAAUGUGCUGAUUUGGGACCCGAGUGUGUGGAGUAGUGAGUGAAGUGGAGCCGCGUCCUGCCCAUAGUUCCCACAGAGUCGAUCACACGCACAUGCACCUGAACCUUUUUUAAUUAGCCUGACUGCUGAUUGCCAUACAAGAGACUUGUGUUAAAAUAAGGUAAAUAAAACUCAAAUCUCCUGAAGAUCCUGAAAAAGUUAGUCGGCACCUCAGUUCACUUUGAGAAGCUGUCAGUCUCAGCUGUCUAUCAUGACGUCACAUGAUAAAAACUACAUAAAAUGACAAAAACCAUCUUUGGGCAAAAUUUUUUUGAAAUGAACUUUUAUUAUUUUGUCCCUUUAGAUCACACAGAGAGGGCGGGGUUUAGACCUAUGAUGGGAGCAGCCACCUGGGAACGAACAAAACGUUUUGACUUCACUUUUCAAGACUUGUGUGGCACACGACUGAAUGAAUUCAAGGCGCAUUUUCAUUACGCAGAUCUCUUUAAGCGAGUCUUUUUUUGAACUUCACUAUAAACAAUUGUGUGUGUGAAAUGCAAACCAGCAGAAGAUAAAGAAGCAAACAUGUAGGCCUAGUAGAAAAUGUGUAAGUAUCUAAGUUGAUACUAACCGCCUCCUGGCAAGCUGUGACCAGACUGCUUUUGUGUUUUUGUUAUAUAUAUAUAUA